Pogonomyrmex barbatus (red harvester ant) is the source of this 1378-nucleotide messenger RNA. RefSeq lists its product as uncharacterized. Gene Ontology annotation, molecular function: G protein-coupled receptor activity. Lineage: Eukaryota; Metazoa; Arthropoda; Insecta; Hymenoptera; Formicidae. Gene Ontology annotation, cellular component: membrane. Gene Ontology annotation, biological process: G protein-coupled receptor signaling pathway. The record is from RefSeq and is a predicted model, not a curated record.
AUGCUUCAACUUGCAGAAAUUAAAGAUAUUCACAAGAUCACAAUAGAAACCACCGAACGAAUUUUUGACGCGGAAAACUUUUGGAUCGAGAACUCUCGUGGCGAGACCAAUAUGAGACAUAUGGAGCUAUCCGAAAUUGAUCCGGCAAUUAAUUUCAGAACGAGAUCCUUGAAAUACCCCGGCCGAUACAAUUACGAGUUGUGGACGGUCGAACCGAGUAUCUGGGGCAUUAUCGGAUACACCGUAGUCAUCCCCAUAGUUUCCGCACUUGGAAUAAUCGGGAACUCUCUAAUCCUCGCGGUCCACUUGAAAGCGAAGACGUACUUGAAAGCGUCGACAUAUACGUAUUUAGCAGUGCUCGCAGCUUCGGACCUGAUCACUUGCAUUCUGGUCGCCUUCUCCAGUCUGGCCAGAGGCAUUUUUCGUUGCAACAAAGGAUGGCUGGAAUUCGACGCGUUCGUUCACUUCCCGAUAGGAUCUGUUACCUCGAACAUUACAGUAUGGGCCGCGUUAGGGGUGAGCGUCGAUAGAUUGAUAAUAGUCUGCAGCAUGUCGCGAUGUAAACCGCCAAAGUUCUGCAGCCAAUAUGUAGCACGUAAGCUGAUGAUCUUCGCCACUUUCUUUGCUAUCUUGAUCAACAUACCGUACUGUUUUAUGUACACAUACAACGAGAGUGGUGAUUUGGUGACGACUAACUUUUUCCACUCACGUUGGUUCAAUCUUCAAAACUGGCUACAAUUUACAAUAUUUGGCCUGAUACCGGCCGUAUUUUUGCUUAUCGCGAACGCAAUCAUGUGUUGCUCCGUGAGGAGAGUCCUCAUACAAAGGGAGAUACUGCUGAAGCGCAAGAACAUACGAGAAGGAAAUCGCCUGCGGGAUCAAGCUCGGUUAACGAUCAUGCUGGUUGGCAUCGUAUUUUUGUUCCUUGUGGGCGAAUUGCCAACUCAUUUGGCGUCGCGGCGAAGCGCCCUGUCUUUGCUUUACGGCGGUGAUCCUUCCAAAGUUCACGAGGUCUUCAUGGAAAACUUUCGUAUGUGGGCGACUCUUCUUAAUGCGUUAGCGAGCUCAACCAAUUUCAUACUUUAUUGCUUGCUAAGCCCCACCUUUCUCAUACAUUUGAAACGUAUGUUACUUCCGGAGCACAUUUUAAAAAGAAAUUGCACAAAGAAGAGACCAGUAGCUUACUUCCAUCAACAAUCAGGCUGCAAAGCAAGAUGUGAAAUAUUUGUAUUAUAAUUAUGGCGUAACAUACCAAUAAUCAGUAACCCUAUUUAUCUAGGAUUCAGAUUUUCAUUGAAAAUGCAAUAAAUAAGAUAAUCACGCAAAGCUACAAACAUCGAAUUAUUCCUUAAUAAAUAAUCUUAAAUAGUAUUCACAU